This is a messenger RNA of Marmota flaviventris (yellow-bellied marmot), 1530 nucleotides long. It is a transcript of the gene Cyp4x1, whose product is annotated as cytochrome P450 family 4 subfamily X member 1. Gene Ontology annotation, molecular function: heme binding; oxidoreductase activity, acting on paired donors, with incorporation or reduction of molecular oxygen; monooxygenase activity. Lineage: Eukaryota; Metazoa; Chordata; Mammalia; Rodentia; Sciuridae. The record is from RefSeq and is a predicted model, not a curated record.
AUGGAGGCCUCCUGGCUGGAAACGCGAUGGGCGCGGCCUUUAUACCUGGCGUUCGUGUUCUGCCUAGCCCUGGGACUCCUGCAGGCCAUCAAACUCUACCUACGAAGGCAGCGACUGCUGCGGGACCUCCGCCCCUUCCCGGCGCCUCCCACCCACUGGUUCUACGGGCACCAGAAGUUUCUUCAGGAAGAUAAAAUGGAGAAGCUUGAGGAGACUGUUGAAAAGUAUCCUUGUGCCUUCCCUUGUUGGGUUGGGCCCUUUCAGGCAUUUUUCUUUAUCUAUGACCCAGACUAUGCAAAGACAUUUCUGAGCAGAACAGACCCCAAGUCCCAGUACCCAUACAGGUUCAUGACUCCGUGUCUUGGAAAAGGACUCUUGAAUCUAGAUGGGCCCAAGUGGUUCCAGCAUCGUCGACUACUGACUCCUGGAUUCCAUUGUGAUAUCCUGAAAACAUAUGUCGAUAUGAUGGCCCAUUCUGUGAAUACGAUGUUGGAUAAGUGGGAGAAGAUUUGCAGCACUCAGGACACAGCCGUGGAGGUUUUUGAACACAUCAACUUGAUGGCCCUGGACAUAAUCAUGAAAUGUGCUUUCAGCCGGGAGACCAACUGCCAGAUAAAUGGCUCCCUUGAUCCUUAUGUAAAAGCAACGGUUGAACUCCGCAAAAUUAUAUUUUAUCGCAUGUACAAUUUCUGGCACCACCAUGACAUAAUUUUCAAGUUCAGCCCUAAUGGCCACCUCUUCCAAGAGUUAAGCAAAGUGCUACAUCAACACACAGAAAAGGUAAUCCAGGACAGAAAAAAACCCCUCAAGGCUGGAAUGAAGCAGGAUAACACUCAAAAGAAAAAGUACCAGGAUUUCCUGGAUAUUAUCCUUUCUGCCCAGGCUGAAAAUGAAGACAGCUUCUCCAAUGCUGACCUGCGGUCCGAGGUGAACACGUUCAUGUUGGCUGGGCAUGACACCUCGGCCGUGAGCCUCUCCUGGCUCCUCUACUGCCUGGCUCUGAACCCUGAGCAUCAGGAGAGAUGCCGGGAAGAGAUCAGGAGCAUCCUAGGGGACGGAUCUUCCAUCACCUGGGACCAGCUGGGUGAGAUGUCAUACACCACAAUGUGCAUCAAGGAGAUGUUCCGAUUGAUUCCUCCAGUCACGUCCAUUUCCAGAGAACUCAGCAAGCCCCUUACCUUCUCAGAUGGACGCUCCUUGCCUGCAGGAAUCACCGUGGUUCUCAGUAUUUGGGGUCUUCAUCACAACCCUGCUGUCUGGAAAAGCCCAAAGAUCUUUGACCCAUUGAGAUUUACAAAGGAGAAUUCUGAUCAGAGACACCCUUAUGCCUUCUUACCAUUCUCAUCUGGACCAAGGAACUGCAUCGGGGAGCAGUUUGCCAUGCUGGAGUUAAAGGUGGCCAUUGCCUUGAUUCUGCUCCACUUCAAAGUGACUCCAGACCUCACCAGGCCUCCUGUCUUCUCAAACCACAUUAUCCUCAAACCCAAGCAUGGAAUUCAUUUGCACCUGAAGAAAUUCCCCAAGUGCUAG